Messenger RNA from Gekko japonicus, 1191 nucleotides. RefSeq names its product latexin (gene LXN). Lineage: Eukaryota; Metazoa; Chordata; Lepidosauria; Squamata; Gekkonidae. Gene Ontology annotation, molecular function: metalloendopeptidase inhibitor activity. Bases 112 to 1029 code for a protein of 305 amino acids. The record is from RefSeq and is a predicted model, not a curated record. The transcript has 6 exons.
UUUGUUAAGUCCAUUAUUUUUGGCGCGGAGGCCAUUUCCAAAUCUCUCCUUCCCUGCUUCUCUGCAACGGCGAAGGAAAGCCGCAGGCGUGCCCUGCGCCGCCCGCUCCAGAUGCGGCCCUCCGGGCAGAUGUGGCGCGGCUCCGCCCCGCCCGCUCUUCUCCCCCUGCUCUUGCUGGCGCUCCCUGCCACUCUCCAGGCGGCACCCCCAGCGGAGACCCUCGCCGCCGCGCCUCCUCCUCCUCCCACCGCCCAAGCCCAGCCCAGCCCGGCCGACCUUUCUGCUUGGCCAGGGAGGGGCCACCCCCGCAGCCGCGGCCUCCUCGCAGAGCAGCAGCAGGCAAAGCGCGCCGCCCCCAUGGAGAUCCCGCCGACCCAUUAUCCGGCCACCCGAGCCAGCGGCGUGGUGGGCAACUACAUCAACUACCAGCACGGCGGGCCCCACACGAUCUUCGAGGUGCGGCAAGUCAGCCAGGCCAGCCGAGAGGACAUUGCAGGCGUUGGGCAUAAAUACCGCCUUAAGUUUUCAAUAGCAGAAGUCCUCCCCAAACAGGACAGCCCCGUGAACUGCACAGCUGAGAUCCUUUAUCAUCACGGUGACCAGCAUGUUGCUCCAGAAGUCCAUUACACAGUGGAAGGAGAGUUCGGGAAGAAUACAGAGCAAGUGGAUAAUGAAUUCUACAACAGAAUCAAAAAUCUGUCAGAAUUACUAGAGGCACAAAAUAUUCCAGACAGUCAUGGGAAUAUAACUGCUGAAUUGGAGCCUGUGCGGAACCUAGCCCGAGUAGCCUGUGGAUAUGUAAUAUGGCAGAAUUCGACUGAAGACACCUAUUACAACAUGGUACAAGUUGAAAGCGUCAAGCAAGUGAAAAGGAACGACGAUUACCUUGAAUUUUCCUACGUGGCUUUAAUCCAUGACAUUGUCUCCCAGGAAAUCAUCCCUUGGCACAUGCAAGUUCUCUGGCACCCGCAGCAUGGAGUGAAAGUAAUACGGAAUAGCCGCCAGCCAAAACGCGCAGCACAAGAUUAGCAAAAUGCCUUCAAUACUACUAUUAGAGGUGGUUAAAAUAAUCAUCUGCAUACAGCUAGAAUAAGGGCUAGGCCACAAGCUCUCUUAGGCUCAGAAAACCCUCCAUUCCAUCUAUACGGUUUGGACCAAAGGCAACAUCCCCGGCCCUCCCUCACUGUAGUG